CCAAUCAUUCGAUUGCUGAUAUAAUUAGCCUUAAAUAUCUUUUAUAUCUUCAAGAAAAUAGUGAUGGAAGAUUUAAUGUAGAAUUUAUUAUAUCAAGAGCACCACCAACGUGGAGAGGCUAUGUAGGAACUGUCGAUGAUAAUUUAUUAUACAAUUGGAUUAGUACAAAUUAUGAUGUUCGACAACCUCCUGAAAUCCCAGAAAGACCAAAUUUUAUGCAAUUACAAUCACCUCAACCACUUAGUACAUUGAUUACAAAUCAUGAAGAACUUUAUAAUGAUAAUUUUAAUCUAUCUGAUGAUCAUAUAUUUACAAUGUCUCCAACAUCUAUUGAUCAAGCUGAAAGUCCUUUAUCUAGGUCUCCAGUCAGGUCACCUGACUUAAACUCUUCUGUUUAUAGUACAACAAAUGCAAUGGUAAUUCUUAAUGAAAGGCAUGAAUAUAUGAAACUUUUAGCAAAUGAUAAUUCACGUCAAUUAAGAGUUAUGGUUUGUGGUCCUCCAGCUAUGAUGGAGAGUGUUAAAUUAUCUUUAAACAAGAUUGGUUUUCCUGAUGAAAAGGCUAUUUUUAUAGUUUAA
Molecule: messenger RNA, 578 nt
Organism: Racocetra persica
Lineage: Eukaryota; Fungi; Glomeromycota; Glomeromycetes; Diversisporales; Gigasporaceae
Source: the annotation of a GenBank genome assembly